Chelmon rostratus (copperband butterflyfish) is the source of this 4491-nucleotide messenger RNA. It is a transcript of the gene marchf8, whose product is annotated as membrane-associated ring finger (C3HC4) 8. Gene Ontology annotation, molecular function: ubiquitin protein ligase activity; MHC protein binding; zinc ion binding. Gene Ontology annotation, cellular component: cytoplasm; early endosome membrane; lysosome. Bases 374 to 1156 code for a protein of 260 amino acids. The record is from RefSeq and is a predicted model, not a curated record. The transcript has 6 exons. Gene Ontology annotation, biological process: immune response; antigen processing and presentation of peptide antigen via MHC class II; protein polyubiquitination. Lineage: Eukaryota; Metazoa; Chordata; Actinopteri; Chaetodontiformes; Chaetodontidae.
GUGUGUGUGUGUGUGUGUGUGAAGAAAAUGUAGGGCAGCCGCUUGUUCUCCCUCACUCUGCCAUCUCUCUCCCUAUCUUUUCCUCUGUCUGUCUUUGUUUCCGUGCUGUGCUGCCGUAGCUGCAGUCGCCACGGCGACGGCUGACAUUGUUGCCGCGGCUCCACUUCCAUAUUUGCAAAGGCUUGGCUCUCUCUCUCUCGCUCUGUCUCUCUCUCUCUCUCAGCCUCUCUCUCUCCGUCUCGGCUCACCUCGAGGAUUUACAGAGGGGGCAUGUAACCUCCCAGAGGAACCAUUGUCUGCGUGAGGGCGUGUGUGGGUGUGUGCGUGUGUGACUGUGUGUGUGUGAAAGGUGAGGUGGCUUCAGGAUCCAGACAUGAAUUCCUGUUGGAAAAUGAAGAUUCAGAAUGAAAAGCCCCUGGGUCAUUCUGCAAGCAGGUCCAGCAAUAUAUCAAAGGCGGGGAGCCCGACUUCAGUCAACGCUCCGUGCAGCUUCUCAAGGACAUCAGUUUCCCCCUCCAGCCAGGACAUCUGCAGGAUUUGUCACUGUGAAGGCGAUGACGAGAGUCCUCUGAUCACACCAUGCCACUGCACGGGGAGCCUGCGCUUCGUCCACCAGUCCUGUCUACAGCAGUGGAUCAAGAGCUCCGACACUCGCUGCUGUGAGCUCUGUAAAUAUGAGUUCAUCAUGGAGACCAAGCUCAAACCGCUGCGCAAGUGGGAGAAGCUACAGAUGACGGCGAGCGAGAGGAGGAAGAUCAUGUGUUCGGUCACCUUCCACGUCAUCGCCAUCACCUGCGUGGUGUGGUCGCUCUACGUUCUCAUCGACAGAACGGCAGACGAAAUCAAACAAGGGAUCCUGGAAUGGCCUUUCUGGACCAAGCUAGUGGUGGUGGCCAUCGGCUUCACAGGUGGACUGGUGUUCAUGUACGUCCAGUGCAAAGUCUACAUCCAUCUAUGGAGGAGACUCAAGGCUUACAACCGGGUCAUAUACGUCCAGAACCGGCCAGACACAUGUAAAAAGCUGGCGCUGGAGAAGCCGCCUCUCAUGGAGCCGAGUCUGGAGAACAAGGAGGCCCUGGCCCCCACCCAGUCGGACACAAACUCCUCCCAGUACACAGAGACAGAGGACUACAGUAUGGAGGUGCUCCAUGUCUGACCAGUCAGUCCAUGCUGUUGGUUGUCAGACUCAUACUACACACACACACACAGGCCCACAGUGAAGAGCAGCUGUCGUGGAAAUGCUCGCUGACUGAGGAACAGCCAAAACCUCCCCUUCCUCUGCUCCCAGACUGACCCACUGUCCUCCUCUGGUCUUCUUCUUUUCCCAGAUAUCCAUCCACAGAAUAAGACUGACUGUGACUAUUUUUUCCCAUCCACACCCGGGCCUGAUCCCUCCCUCCACCUGCACCCUCGGUCCACACUCUCGCCUCUUUCCUUUCCCAGGACUUGACUGUUUUUACUGACUUCUGUAAAUGUCUGAAGAGGCCUGGAGCAUACCACUCUACACACACACAUACACACAUGCACACACACACGCACACACACACUUGUAUGUACACCUCUGGGAGAGCAGGACUGAGACAAAUAGACUCACAAACAGCUCUGGAGGUCUAAACGUCUCUGAUGCGUGGUUUGUUUACUUGUGGGUUUGUUAGAUUUGUUCGUUUUUACCUCCUGUCAGUCUUGGGCUAUCCUGCCGUGGAUCAGUAUGUAGCGCCGCGCAUCGGAUCUCUGGAACAUUCCAGCUACUGCCAUCUCUGUUGCUGUGGUCCAUCAGCUCCAAGCUGGGCUGGAUCCGACCAGGCCUUGAUCUGGACAUGCAUCGAAGCACUUUUGUUUUUUAAUUCCUUCGACAAAUCCCCUCUCGUUCUUUUUGCUCCUCUUUUUUUUCUUUAAUAUGAAUCAAGUCUUAUAUGUUGUAUAUUGGGGAGAGCACACUCAGACAAACUGUUUUAUUUGACAUUGCAUUCCCUCAUACACACAUAUACAUAUAUAUUAACCCUCCCAUGGAUGACAAAAAAGGAACUGGGUUUAAAAAAUGGAAUAAUGCUGAAAGAAAUGUGAGAAAGAAUGAGUUUUGAAUAUGUCAGGCUCAUUAUUCUAAUGCAGACAAUGGAAAAUCCAGCCACAUGACUCCUCUACCCCAACGUGAACUUUCUGAAGGCUUUGAGAAUGUAAACUUUUUAAAAAAUGAUUAAAAAAAAUUAAACAAAAUAUACAAAAAAAAUAACAAACAACAUUUUUUACUGGUAACAGGAAAUUCUGAGAUGAUUUCCACAUCUUGAGAUCAUAACAAGAGCCUUUGGGCAUAAACAGCGUCGCUCAUGUUUUUCUAUCAUGCGAAUGACACAGUAUUUACAGUGUGAUAUUCCAUGUGCUGUUUUUAAUAUGUUGAAUUGUUUGCUUAGUCACAGGAUAUGCCUUGAGAAAUCCACAGCUGCCUAUUUUCAGUCUGUCCUCGGGUUGCUCCCAUUGUGCAGGCGGCGCAUCGAUUGACCCCAAAUAGAAACCAGGCAGACUGUAACUGCAUUUAUUUGACUUUCACUGCUCAAAAUGAGCUUAAGGCUGAUUGUUGCUCUGCAUGUCAGUUACGUGAACACGCUUCAGAUCAUUACUGAGCAUUUCACACGAGCAGAAGUCUCAGUUUCAGUGAAGUUUGUUUCUUCCUGCCACACUCUUAGCACAUGGUGGAGGAUGUCUAUUUUGGUAUUCAAUCACAAGACGGCCAUCGUGGUGCCUCUCAUUUGAUUUGAGUGUUUUUCUCACAUCUGGCCUCACAUAUUUCAAAGGAGACGAGUUGUUCAAACACCUCUUUUUCCCACUUCUCCAAAAGAAGCACAGUGAAGCACAGUUUAGAUGCUGUAACUGCACGAUUUUAUGUCAGUGCAGCAUUUUCACUGCAGGUCACCAACACAACAACAGAUCGUUUAUUUCGCAAUAAAAGCAAUGCAAUACAGCCAUACCUUUGCAGCCUGUGACAGAUCGGCACGACGUGACUGGAGCGCCGCCUGCUGGUGCGGAGCCGGAGGUGCGGCCUGAGGGAGGCAGCAGCUGAUUUCUCAGGGCGAUGUGUUUUGGGCUUACAGUCAUUGUAAGUGCUUUUGUGUACGUGGGAGCACAGCGAUGCUAGGCUCAUGUUGAGCCUCACAGCCAUUCCAGCAACACACACAUUUUUAAAAACUGUCUUUGAUACCAGUGUACUGUCUGUGAACAACGAUGGUCCAACAACAUACCUGACAAUUACUGCUCAGCAGCAGCAAUAAAUGAAAUCCACGCUUUGUUUUUUGCAACAGUGCAUCCUGUACUUGUGUAUAAGCCCCAUGGUGACUUGAGAUCUGGAGUCUAAUAUAAUUUUAAUAUAUAAUAUGAGCCGAGGGAGUUGUUGUGUGUCAAGUUGGAUUAAGACCUAGUAACGAGAAGCUUCUCUGAAACUUCAAUACCCACGAGGCUCAGUGCAAUUAGACAGAUAAAAAGUGCAAUUACCCCUUUGUUGUUAUUCUGUUCUAUAGUUAUGUAAUGGUGUUUAAUGUCCAGGGUGUCCUCUGGGUAUAAAAUGAUUAUUUCUUCAUUUUGUGUUGUAUUUAUUUUGAAAAGAAAACAGAGUACAAUUUGUUCAUUUAAAAACCCCUUUCAUUAGUAAUUUUAUGCAACUUACACUUAUUUUGUUUCCCAGACAUGAAUACCAGGAAAUGACUUUCACACUUUGUUUAUUUGGAUAUCGGACUUGUACAAAGCUUGUUUGCUCGUCCUUAAUGUGAAUAUCUGCUCUUCCUUCUCGCUUUUUUUUUUUUUAAUUGCUUGAUGAGCUUUGUUUUAAAUGUGUGGAACAGCAUCAAAGUUAAACAUUUCAUGUUUUUCACCUAAAAAGCAACAUGGAAAACUUAGACGUAAAGUCUCCUUCAGAUGGAAGAUUAAAGAUGAUGCUUUUUCUUUUCAGUGUUCUAUUCAUAGGAGCUGGCUCCUUUCACGAAGUCUGAGACAGAAGUUUUGAUGUAGUUCUGAUGAAGAUUGAGGCCACUUUAGCAGCCACGUUCCUCUCUGAGAGCAGCCAUUUUUUCCUUUCUUUCUUUUGAAGCGUCUCCAUCACCGUGAACUGAUUCCUUACUGUAUAAUCCUUUUGAGCAGAACGUCGACUGAGAGAGAGAAGUGCUUUCUCAGCCUGACUGUUCCACUGUUUUAGGUUUAAUUCUCCACUUUUGUGUCUGUCUUUACCCUGUCGUUUCAGCUGUACCAUGUCUGGGAAUAGUGUAUCUUGCAUAAAGCUACAUUUGUUUACUACUGACUGGACUUGAACAUAUAUGACUGUUCCCCUGUCUUAUGAAAUCAUUCCACAAGUUUGUCUGUGAAUUUACUUUGGACUAGUAACUGUAAAGAAUUUGGUAAAAGUACUUAUGUUUUUAAAAGAAAUAUUGAUGUGUUUUCAGUUUAAUUUCCCAUUAUUGAACAACGUAUGUAGAAAUAAAAAGAACAACCAAAUAAAAAUUAAGUUAC